AUGGCAUCCGGGUUUCUUUUCCUCUCUUCUUUUUGUUCGUUCCAUUUCAUCGCUUCUCUAUUUCUAUCCUCUUCAUUUUCCCCCUCUUUCUUCUCAUCCCUUCGUCUCUUCUCUUUCUCUCUCCUCUACCUCCUUCUUCUUUCCUUUGUUUUUCCCUCUUUUUCUUUCUUCUUUCCUCUUCGCUUUUUCUCUUUUUCUCUCCUCCACUUCCUCCUUCUUUCCUUUGCUUUUCCCUCUUCCUCUUUCUUCUUUCCCAUUCGCCUCUUUUUCUCUCCUCUACCUCCUUCUUCUUAUCUUUUCUUUUCCAUCUUCCUCUUUCUUCUUUCCCCUUCGCUACUUCACUUUUUCUCUCCUCUACCUCCUUCGUCUUUCCUUUACUUUCCCCUCUUCCUUUUUUCUUUUCGCCACUUAUCUUUUUCUCUCCUCUACCUUCUCCUUCUUUCCUUUGCUUUUCUCUCUUUCUUUUUUCCCCUCAUCCCGUCACCACUUCUCUUUUUCUCUCCUCUACCUCCACCUUCUUUCCUUUGCUUUUCCCUCUUUCUUCUUAUCUCUUCUCUUUUCUCUCCUACCUCCUCCUUCUUUCCUUUGCUUUUCCCUCUUACUCUUUCUUCUUUCCCAUUCGCUACUUCACUUUUUCUCUCCUCUACCUCCUUCUUUAUUUACUUUCCCUCUUCCUCUUUCCCCUUCGCUACUUCUCUUUUCUCUCCUCUACCUUCUCCUUCUUUCCUUUACUUUCCCCUCUUUCUCUUUCUUCUUUCCCCUCCGCUUCUUCUCUUUUUCUCUCCUUCUUUCCUUUGCCUUUCUCCUCAUCCCUUCGCCUCUUCUCUUUUUCUCUCCUACCUCCCCCUUCUUUCCUUUGCUUUUCCCUCUUUCUCUUUCUUCUUAUCUCUUCUCCUCUUCUCUUUUUCUCUCCUACCUCCCCCUUCUUUCCUUUGCUUUUCCCUCUUUCUCUUUCUUCUUAUCUCUUCUCCUCUUCUCUUUUUCUCUCCUACCUCCCCCUUCUUUCCUUUGCUUUUCCCUCUUUCUCUUUCUUCUUAUCUCUUCUCCUCUUCUCUUUUUCUCUCCUACCUCCUCCUUCUUUCCUUUGCUUUUCCCUCUUCCUCUUUCUUCUUUCCCAUUCGCUAUUUCACUUUUUCUCUCCUCUACCUCCUUCUUUAUUUACUUUCCCUCUUCCUCUUUCCCCUUCGCUACUUCUCUUUUCUCUCCUCUACCCGCUCCUUCUUUCCUUUACUUUCCCCUCUUGCUCUUUCUUCUUUCCCCUACGCCUCUUAUCUUUUUCUCCCCAGUACCUCCUCCUUUCCUUUGAUUUUCCCUCUUUCUCUUUCUUCUUUCUCCUUCGCUUCUUCUCUUUUUCUCCCCUCUAACUCCUUCUUCUUUCCUUUGCUUUUCCCUCUUCCUCUUUCUUCUUUCUCCUUCGCUUCUUCUCUUUUUCUCUCCUCUACCUCCUUCUUCUUUACUUUGCUUUUCCCUCUUCCACUUUCCUUUUCGCCUCUUCCCUUUUUCUCUCCUCUACCUCCUUCGUCUUUCCUUUACUUUCCCCUCUUCCUCUUUCCUUUUCGCCAAUUCUCUUUUUCUCUCCUCUACGUCCUUCUUUCCUUUGCUUUUCCCUCUUCCUCUUUCUUCUUUCCCCUUCUCCUCUUCUUUUUUUCUCCCCAGUACCUCCUUCUUUCCUUUGAUUUUCCCUCUUUCUCUUUCUUUUUAUCCCUUCGCCUCUUCUCUUUUUCCCUCCUGCCUCCGCCUUCGUUCCUUUGCUUUUCCCUCUUCCUCUUUCUUCUUUCCCAUUCGCUUCUUCUCUUUUUCUCUCCUCUACCUCUUUCUUUCCUUUGCUUUUCCCAACUUUCUUUUUUCUCCUCAUCUCUUCGCCUCUUCUCUUUUUCUCUCCUCUACACCCUCCUUCUUUCCUUUGUUUUUCCCUCUUUCUCUUUCUUAUUUUUUCUUCGCUUCUUCUCUUUUUCUCUCCUCUACCUCCUCCUUCUUUCCUUUACUUUCCCCUCUUCCUCUUUCCCCUUCGCUACUUCUCUUUUUCCCUCCUCUACCUCCUUCUUCUUUCCUUUGCUUUUCCCUCUUUCUUUUUUCUCCUCAUCCCUUCGCCUCUUGUCUUUUUCUAUCCUCUACCUCCUCCUUCUUUCCUUUGUUUUCCCCUCUUUGUCUUUCUUUUUCCUAUUCGCUUCUUCUCUUUUUCUCUCUUCUACAUCCUCCUUCUUUAUUUACUUUUCCCUCUUCCUCUUUCUUCUUUCUCCUUCGCUUCUUUUUCUCUCCUCUAUCUCCUUCUUUUUUUCUUUUGCUUUUCCCUCUUUCUCUUCUUCCCCCCUCUUUCUUAUUUCAUCUUCUUUUCCCAAUCUUCCUCUUUCUUCUUGA
Messenger RNA from Acanthosepion pharaonis, 2358 nucleotides. Lineage: Eukaryota; Metazoa; Mollusca; Cephalopoda; Sepiida; Sepiidae. The record is from the annotation of a GenBank genome assembly.